Messenger RNA from Eucalyptus grandis, 1479 nucleotides. Its product is annotated as probable leucine-rich repeat receptor-like protein kinase At1g35710. Bases 1 to 1479 code for a protein of 492 amino acids. The transcript has a single exon. The record is from RefSeq and is a predicted model, not a curated record. Gene Ontology annotation, cellular component: plasma membrane. Lineage: Eukaryota; Viridiplantae; Streptophyta; Magnoliopsida; Myrtales; Myrtaceae. Gene Ontology annotation, molecular function: protein binding.
AUGGCCUCAUCUCAAAAACAAGCGUCCAUGUUGUUCCUUGCUUGUGUCCUCCUCAUGCUCACGCAAGAAAUGCAUUGUCUUGCUUCAUCUCAAAGCCCUUCUCUAGUGGCCUUUGCUGGUCCUAGUAAUCAAACCACUAAUGAGGAACGGGAGGCACUCCUAACAUGGAAAUCUGAGCUAGACAGCCAGAGUCACUGUACUUUGUCUUCGUGGAAUGGAACCAACCCUUGUUCAUGGCAUGGAAUCGAUUGUGAUCCUCCCGGGAGCAUUGUGAGCCUGAACCUCUUGGAUUUUGCCAUACAUGGUACGCUUCGUCAUCUCAAUUUCUCCCUAUUGCCCCACUUAGUCACUCUGAAGCUUGCCAACAACUCACUUUUUGGAAACAUCCCCCCAAGCAUGGCUCUUCUUGCCAAGCUUACUCAUCUAGACUUGUCUCAAAAUAACUUUUCGGGAAACAUUCCGACUCAAUUAGGGUCCUUGCGAUCUCUCCAAGUUCUCGAGCUAUCGCAUAAUAAUUUCAAUGGUCCAAUUCCCAGUGAGAUAGGUAGCUUGAGCAACUUGACCGGCCUAUUUCUUUCUGCAAAUAAUCUUUCUGGUUUCAUCCCUAGAGAAAUAGGAAGGCUCAAGUCUCUCAAUUACCUCAAGUUAAUGAACAAUCGCAUCACCGGUCCUGUUCCUUCUUCCAUAGGAAACAUGAGUAGCCUGAUAGAGAUGCGGCUUUGCAAUAAUCAACUUGUUGGGGCCAUUCCAAAGGAAAUAGGAAUGUUGGGAUCUCUCAUUGAACUUGAUUUAUCUUCCAAUUAUCUCAAUGGUUACAUCCCUAAAACUCUGGGAAAUUUGAGUAAUUUAGUAGUUUUUUACUUAUAUCAAAACCAACUUUCUGGUCCCAUACCUUUGGAAGUUGGAGGAAUGAGAUCCCUCAUAUGUUUUCGAUUGCCAUUAAAUGAUUUAACAGGUCCUAUCCCGUCAUCCAUAGGUAAAUUGAGCAAUUUGAAUUAUGUUUCCCUACGCAUGAAUAAGUUGUCGGGUCCUAUCCCAUCAUCCAUAGGUAACUUGAGCAAUUUGAAUGUUCUUCGCCUUUUCAAAAAUAAACUUUCUGGGCCCAUCCCAUCCUCCAUGGGCAACUUGUGCAAUCUAAAAACUCUUCAGCUUAACUUCAAUGAGUUGUCGGGCCCUAUCCCGUCCUCCAUAGGCAACUUGAGCAAUCUAAAAACUCUUCGGCUUAACACCAAUGAGUUGUCGGGCCUUAUCCCGUCCUCCAUAGGCAACUUGAGCAAUCUAAAAACUCUUUGGCUUAACAUCAAUGAGUUGUCGGGCCCUAUCCCGUCAUCCAUAGGUAACUUGAGCAAUCUGAAUCUUCUUGACCUUUACGAAAAUGAACUUUCUGGUCCCAUCCCAUCCUCCAUAGGCAACUUGAGCAAUUUGCAAUAUCUUUCGCUUGACACCAAUGAGUUGUCGGGCCUAUCCAGUUAUCCAUAG